Molecule: messenger RNA, 1713 nt
Organism: Jaculus jaculus (lesser Egyptian jerboa)
Lineage: Eukaryota; Metazoa; Chordata; Mammalia; Rodentia; Dipodidae
Gene: Pabpc4l
Product: poly(A) binding protein cytoplasmic 4 like
Exons: 2
Coding region: 118-1230 (370 amino acids)
Cellular component (GO): ribonucleoprotein complex; nucleus; cytosol
Molecular function (GO): poly(A) binding; poly(U) RNA binding; mRNA 3'-UTR binding
Source: RefSeq, a predicted model, not a curated record
CGGUUCUGCUGCUCUCCGCGGGACCCCGGGCCUCCCGCGCGGCCCGCCCUGCUCUGUCUGCCCGAGCCGGGAAUCACCUCAUGAACCCUUGGGACUUGCGGUGGUGAGGAAUGAAACAUGAAUGUGGAAGCCAAAUACCGAGCGGCCUCUCUGUAUGUGGGUGACCUCCAUACAGAUGUCACUGAGGACUUGCUCUUCAAGAAGUUCAGUGCGGUGGGGCCUGUUCUGUCCAUCCGCAUCUGCAGGGACCUGGUUUCCCGUCGUUCCCUGGGCUAUGCCUAUGUCAACUUUCUGCAGCCGGCAGAUGCCCAGAAGGCCCUGGACACCAUGAACUUUGACUUGAUUGAGGGCAAGUCCAUCCGUCUCAUGUGGUCUCAGCGCGAUGCCCAUGCGAGGAAAUCAGGCAUUGGGAAUGUAUUCAUUAAGAAUCUGGACAAAUCCAUCCAUAACAAGGUCCUUUACGAACUCUUCUCGGCAUUCGGGAAGAUCCUGUCCGCUAAAGUGAUGAGCGAUGAGCAGGGCUCCAAGGGCUACGCGUUCGUGCACUUUCAGGACCAGAGUGCGGCCGACAGGGCCAUCGAGGAGAUGAACGGGCAGCUGCUGGGGGACUGCAGAGUGUUCGUGGGCAGGUUCAAAAGCAGGAAGGAUCGAGAAGCAGAGCUCAGAACCCAAGCCAGCGAAUUCACUAACGUUUACAUCAAAAACUUCGGGGACGACAUGGACGAUGAGAGGUUGAAGGACAUUUUCAGCAAGUAUGGCCAGACCCAGAGCGUGAGGGUGAUGACCGACCCGAGUGGCAAGUCUAAGGGCUUUGGGUUUGUGAGUUUUGACAGCCACGAGGCUGCAAAAAGGGCCGUGGAAGACAUGAACGGAAAGAACAUAAAUGGACAGCCGGUUUUUGUAGGAAGGGCCCAGAAGAAAGUAGAGCGACAGGCAGAACUAAAAGAAAGGUUUGAGGAGCUGAGGAAGGCGAGAAUCCGCGCAUCCCGAGGGGCCAAGCUGUACAUCAAAAACCUUGAUGACACCAUAGACGAUGAAAUGCUGAGAAAGGAGUUUUCUGCUUUUGGGGCAGUUAGCAGAGUUAAGGUAAUGCAAGAAGAGGGGCAGAGCAAAGGUUUUGGGUUGGUCUGCUUCUCUUCUCCCGAGGAGGCAGCCAGAGCUAUGGCUGAGAUGAAUGGUCGCACCCUGGGCACCAAAGCCCUCCACAUUGCCUUGGCCCACAGACCCUGACCUCACCUACUCCGCCAGCCACGGGUACAGUCGGCAGCGCACAGCCGUCCCUGCGGUGGCAGAAUUCCGUACACUUGGUGAGGGAGGUUUUGUAGACCAAGGCUUUUCUUCUGUGUUGUAGAAGCAUGACCCAUGUUACACAUGUGCGUGGCUUACAGUUUUCACAAUGUUCAUGGUUCUUGUUUUGAUCCAAUAUUCAUAGCAGUGUAGGUGGAUAUUUUAUGGUUUGUGUUUAUUGCAUAUUUUCUUUAUUGUUUUGAUGAUACUGCUAGCUUUAAUUUCUUCUAAGAAAAUAUGCUCAAAAUUAAAAUUGCAAAAUAAUUUAUUUUAAAUGAAAGCAAUUUAAUGUUUUUUUUUUUCAUUUAAGCUUUUUGGGGGGUGUGAAAUAAACGUUUAGAAGUUAGUAGCCUGAAUUCACCAAAAAUAAUGCUUUCAUGUUGAAAUAAUUAUUUUAGCACUAGAAAAUAGUUGAAUUUCUCCUAU